Molecule: messenger RNA, 854 nt
Organism: Astyanax mexicanus (Mexican tetra)
Lineage: Eukaryota; Metazoa; Chordata; Actinopteri; Characiformes; Acestrorhamphidae
Product: fibrous sheath CABYR-binding protein-like
Exons: 2
Coding region: 59-829 (256 amino acids)
Source: RefSeq, a predicted model, not a curated record
GGUGUUGGAGAGAGCAGUUCGAAAGUAUAGUGCUACCCAUAGCUACAGACAACUAGACAUGGUGCAGAUGCUGAAAGCGUUAAUCGUUCCGGGUGUGCUGGCCGUCGCCGGCUGCUGCUGGUGGUGGUAUAGCUCCCGGAAGAAAACUCCAGGUACCAGCCAGGACAGUGAGGAGAAGGAGGAUGAGCUUUCUUCCUCUAGUGGAGAAGAGCAGUGUGCUCAGUCUGAGACUAGAGCACCUCUCUCAAGCUCAGAGGAGCUCCCCCUUCAGGACAGUGUGGAAGACAGCCAGCCAGAUGGACAGUGUGCUCAGUCAAGCCCAGAGGAGCUCCCCCUGCAGGCCAGUGUGGACGACAGUCAGCCAGCCUGGAGCAGUGAGGGGAAAAGGCUGCUUGAGGAGCCAAUCACCACAAUAGAGGAUCCUCAGGCUGAAGACACUCCAGUGACUGCUGUAGAGCUUCCAGAGCUGAGUGUCGUAGAUGACCUGUCUUCCUCUAUUGAAGAUAGACAGUGUGCUCAGUCUGAGACUGGGAGUAUUUCACUUCCCAUCUCGACUGCAGCACCUGUCUCAAGCCCAGAGGAGCUCCCCCUUCAGGACAGUGUGGACGACAGUCAGCCAGCCUGGAGCAGUGAGGGGAAAAGGCUGCUUGAGGAGCCAGUAAUCCACAAAGACAUACCAGCCUCCUUUCUGGGACGAAGGACACAACCACGGGUCCUUUCCACCUCCGUGACUGUGAAGCCCUUUUUCACAAGGGAUAAAAAGUAUGAGAACACAAGGGAGAGCCUUUCCCAGGUGGCAUGGGACACAGUAAUGGAUGAUUGGUAUUAACUUACCAAAUAAAAGCCAAAUAUAU